AAACACCUCCACCCCGCAUCUGGGCAUCUCCCCAACCUCAGCACAAGCGGCGGCCACCGGGUUCCUCCGCCACGUCCGCGUCAGCGCCACCGGGCACCAGCCCUUCUCCGCCAUCAUGCCCCAUCCUCGCCGCCAUCGUUGAUGUGCACUACCUCUUCCGCCUCCCGCCCGUCCUGCUCAUCGCGGUGGCCGGAUUCGACACCGCCAGGCACCAGCCUCGCCUCGCGGAUCUCGGCGCAUGCCUCCUCUCCUGAGGUCUGAGGACAACGAGCAGGGCCUCAUCCUCGAGUCCCUCCGCCACGCCCGCGAUGUCGUCCUUCAGUGUGUGGCCAUGGUGGCUCGCAAGGGCAGCAGCGCAGCAACGGAGGACGAGGCGCUGCGACAUGUGGCCAGGGAGGUCGCCUGAUGCCUUGGUGGCCUGGGGUGGGACGCCCUGCCUGCGGGACCUUAGCUUUACCUCGCACAGGAAGAAGCCCGCCAACGAGGACCCCAAGGCCGCCGUCCACGAACCACGGGCUCCAAUCCUCCACGACGCCCUUGACAGGAGCUUCAGCGCCUACAUCCACAACAUCGCUGCCGUUGACAACCUCUUCUUCGACCAGUCCCCAAGCUCUAUCAGAUACGUCACCUCUGAGGCUUCUCCUCGCAAGAGCUAUGUGCAUCGAAGAUGCUUGAUGAAAUGACCAGGUUCACAGUGAAGUAUUCGUCAGAGAUAAGGAGCAGUGAGGUACUAAGGGAUUUGUCGUCAAUGCAUCGAUUAAUCGGUGCAAUUGCAACUGGAGGUGGUGUGGUGAUACGACCAAUCAACUGGAGUUAUAUGAAGAAAGGACUCACUAUCUUGUUAGAUGUUCUAUUGGAUGCGCCUGCAAGAAGGAUUGCUGCAGUGCGUACAGCUUCACGGCCUCCUCUUGCAUCAGGAAUCUGGUGAUCCUUAUACAAUGGUAGGUAGCUACUGCCUACUGGUGCUUCUUUUGUUCACGAGGCGUUAGUAAUUACUCAAAGGAAAUCUUAAGUGCUAUGUUAUAGAUGCUUUGGUCAUUAUUGAUCUUGUAAAUGAAAUGAACAAAUAUAUGGUUAGAACUUGGGUGAUGCAUCCGCUGUGCUAAUCUGCUGUGCUUGUUUCAGUUUCAGUCAUUCUAUUUGUAUAAACAAUCUUAGUUACACUCUAUUCUUAUUUGUACAAAUCCACCUGUCCACCAGUAACCAGUUGCAGAUGCUUGGACCCUGAUCCUUACACCUUUUGCAGCAAUAUGCACCCUGAUCCUAGUACCGAGGUUGGUUAUGUGCCAUUCUUAUUUGGUUGAAUGUAAUAUAUCAUACAUGUCUGAUUCAGCCUAACUUGGCACAUGGCUGCUUGACUUUACAUUUGUUUGAGGAGUGAGCUUUGUCUGGUGAUUAUGUUUAGCCACUCGUGCUUUAGCUUAGAUUUGCUGCAUCAAUUCAGUUGCUCGCCCUAUGGCUUCGAUUACUUGCUUGUUUCCAAAUAGGACUCGGCUAAUCUUGGAACAGAGUAAGAUUGUGUUGUACUCACCAUUGUGUGUUUCCCUUCCUAAAUGUAGUUGCAUAUUAUGUUUCCAGGACAAGAAGAUCCGGCAUGAGGAAAGGAUGGAGCAAAGAUACUAGGCCAUAUGUUGUUGGAUGCUAACGCGAAGCAUGUUCAAGCUUCUAUAACUGCAAUAGUUCAGAAAUUUGUAGUUCCAAAUUGACUGGAAUUCUGUAACUUGAAUUGUAUUGUGCAAACGAUGGAACUUGUGUGAUGUUUUUGAAUGGAUAAAACUAAAUGCAAUAUAUGUCUGCUGCAGAA
This is a messenger RNA of Lolium perenne, 1804 nucleotides long. The record is from RefSeq and is a predicted model, not a curated record. Lineage: Eukaryota; Viridiplantae; Streptophyta; Magnoliopsida; Poales; Poaceae.